AGUGUAGAGUGGUGGAUGCGGACCGACCGAGUGGAUGUCGACGGAAUGUAGAGUGGUCGAUGCGGACCGACCGAGUGGUUGUCAAGUAGGGUGGCAAAGUGCGCGCGUAGUCCAAUUGCGUAUUUACCCAUCACGAGUCCCCCACUUCUUGAAUCCGCGAGAAUUGUCGGGUUUGAGAAGUGAAAAUGUUUUCUCGCCAUCUUCUUCGGUCGGCUACAUCAUGGACAAUCUUCUCUCAUGUCGGUCUACAAUUUCCUUCUCCAUGCAACAUGCCAUCUUUGGGUUUCCAUAAGCUAGAGCAAUCCAUAUUUUUUUUUAAGCCCAUUACUUCACUAAGGCCCAUCAUUUUUCAAGGCCCAUUGUUUUCUCUAUAAAUACCCUUCUCCCUUCUCAUUUUUUUCACUUCAAGCCCCCUUGCACAUCUUCAAGCACACCAACUACCAACUUGAGCUACUCUAACCAACAUGUCGCAAGAUGAUAGCCAAAACGUUUUUGCCCAUGAUUAUGAUGAUUUGAUUGAGGAUGAAUUUUGUGUGUCCGAGGGUGGGUCACCGAAUCGUUCUGACGAUGCUCAACAAGUGAGGGCUCGUCCUGUCGCCCCCACACAAUCUGUCCCUUCACAAAUUCUUUUGAAGAAAAGGAAAAUCCAAACGGACGACUCCACUUCGAGCAAGGUGAAAGAAACCUCGACGAGCAAAAGUAUCACGCCAAGUGGUGAUUAUGUCGAGUUGGAUCCCAAAGGAGCUUUUGCCACUCCGGUUGAAAUAUCUCCCAAGGAGGAGGAGCAACUUGCAGAUUUGAUUGGAGAAGGGAUCCGUUACGAGGUUGACCGACGCCUGACUAACAUCGUUUCUUGUCAUUACAAGAAAUGGAUAGGUGUCCAUCUGGAUUCGCUGAAAGCUGGUAUGCGUAUCCCCCUUGAUCCUUUCCUUGUUGAUUUUGUGAAUUAUUAUGGCAUAGUUCCAAGCCAAGUGGCGCCAAAUGGUCAUCGUAUACUUGCGUGCUUCCCUCAAAUUUGUGCACGUCAUCAAGUUCCUUGCACGAUCGAUUUGUUCAACUUCCUCCAUCUUGUAAAGACUAUGGGGAAGAAUUGCCACCCCAGCUUCGUGAUCAUUCAAUGUCGCGGGUUGUUUGGAAAAGUUUCUGGUCUGCCUGAUAACAACCGUAAGUGGAGGGGGAAGUUUCUUCGAGUGUUUUUGAAAGACGGGGUGCCUUUCAAAAAUGAGUGGUCUCGUCGAAUGCGCAAGUGCGUGCUACCACCUGAGACUUUAGAGAUCAAGGAUGCAGUCGAGAAGAUUUCAUCGGAGUGCUAUUCUUGGGAUAAUUAUCACUCUCCAGAGGCAUUGGCUGCAGCUCAUCUACCCCCUCCGAUGUAUGGGGUUCAACGUCAGGUUGUCCCAGAUGGUCAUCUAGCAAUGGACCUUGACCCUGACCUUGAGGAAUUUGUAGGUGCUGGGGGGAAGUCGUCAUUCGGUAUUGAUCAGUCUCAAUCAUCGAAGAUCACUCUGAAAAGGAAGUCCGCACCAUCUGACCACCACGAGACCGACCAGUUACCCAUUGGACCCCCUCCGUCUAGUUCUUCUAUCGCUCCAGUUCCUUCUACGUCAUUGGGCAAGCGUCCUCUAGGUGAGGUUGAGGUUGAAACUAAGGUUCCUGGUAGUACACUCGCAACCAAUCGUGAGAUGCCUCGACUUGCGGAAGAGGGACCCCCUCACGUACGUGCACUUGUUCGUGGGACGGCUGAUCUACCAAAAAUGUUCAACCUACUGUCCGAGCUAGGCCCCCCACCUGCGAGUGUCGUCAGUGAUACCAAUGAAGAGGUCGCCGCAAAGAUGGCCCAACACUUAUCCUACGUUGCAAACACAAGCACCGAGCUAUUCAUGCGGUGUCAACUAUAUGCCAUGAAGCGGGAAGAAGAGUCACAAGCAUUUAAAGCCACGAUGAGGGAUUUGGAAAACCAACUUGAGUCUUAUCGCGCGCGGGUGGCCCAGUUGGAGGAAUCUUUAAAGCAAUAUCCGAAAUCCGAUCAGUUUCGCAGGGACGCCAUUGCUCAUUUCGCCUCUCAUCCGACCGAAAUACCUGGUCUGCUCUCUACUCUGUGCCCAUCUGAGGAAGCUGCUCUACCUCUAUUCCACAUGUUUCGGGAUGAUCCAGUGAUAUCAAAGAUGCUCCGUAGGGUGGCUGGCUGGGGAUACCACAAGGGAAAAAAGGGGAUGCAACAAAACUUGUAUCGCACACUGGAGGCUGCCCUUCCGGACGACUGGGAAGAGGUCCGUGUUGUGCUACCCGCCGAUCUGACACCUCCUGGUCCAGAACCAUUCAGCAAGCCUUCAACAAGUUCGAUUGAUCCUUCUGCAACAUCCUCAUGCAAUUAAGAUCCUUGACCGCUUUGCUCUCCUUUAAUUGUUCUUUAGGUUUUCCUUCGUGUGCUCGGGAGGCUGACCCCGUUCUUGUGUCAGUCAGACUAUCGUACUCUUUCAAGUAUUUCCUCUUUUUUAUGA
Ipomoea triloba (trilobed morning glory) is the source of this 2501-nucleotide messenger RNA. RefSeq lists its product as uncharacterized. The record is from RefSeq and is a predicted model, not a curated record. Bases 465 to 2375 code for a protein of 636 amino acids. Lineage: Eukaryota; Viridiplantae; Streptophyta; Magnoliopsida; Solanales; Convolvulaceae. The transcript has 4 exons.